CUCCUUACUUAUUCUUAUUUUAUCAAAGGGUAGACGGGAAUUAGGGCCUCGUUGCCAAUAUCCCAUUCCCCAGUGGCUGUCUUUCUCUGAACUAAUUAAAUCCUGUGCCCUAAAGGUCCUCUCCCAGCGGGAUAACUAUGGAGUACUUCGAUUUCGACGAGGCUUCGUAUGAUUCACAGUCAGUUGUACGUGAAGAUGACGUCGCCUCGGACAGAUUCGAGAUUGAUGAGGGAGAUGCCAUUGCGAACGGCGACGCCGUCGUGCAUCAUGAUGAACUACUAGAUUUCUCCAACGAGCCACCAAACCAGGGUCUUGGAGAAGAGCAGGUGGUUGAUGUUCCCAAUUCUCUCCUGGAUAAUGGUGUCUACCCGAUGAGGCGUGCUCGGGAGCCCUGCGAUUUCUGCAGACAUAUGAACCUGGACUGCUUCGUUGCGAAGAGUGGAGUGAUGCUCCAAAAUGGCUGUACUUGUUGCAUCUCCCUCUGGCGCGAAUGCAGCUUCACCAAGCAGGUCGAGGCUCCCGGCCGGUUCCUGGAUACCUUACAUCCGAUUGCCGAGAAUAUCGAUAAUACCACGGGUGGUCUAACAGGGAAGAAGGCGCUUAAGUCCCAUACGUACAUCGCCGAGGAUGCGGACGGUCAGUCCAGGAAGAGCAAUUCCCGCUUGUCGCGCGAAGCGGUCCGCAUCCUCAAGACAUGGCUGCUGGACCAUAGCGCAUACCCUUACCCCACUGAUCAAGAGAAGGACGAGCUGAAGCAGCGCACGGGGUUGAAACGUACCCAGAUCUGCAAUUGGCUUGCCAACGCUCGGCGACGCGGUACAGUUCGAGCUCCUCGGCGCAGCAGCUCUCCGGCGCCCGGAGCGGUGGACAUCCCCGGACAACAGCAGCGUCGAGACGUUGCAACCAUGACGCCCCUGGAACGUUGGAAGCACUCGCCCCCCGAAAACGAACCCGCUGCCACAUCCGAUAUUAUUCGAGCUUUGAACAACACCUCCCUCGAUCCCGAGCGGCCGCGCUCGUUCCAUCCAGGUCACGUGCGUUCCUAUUCACGGAAGACUGGGUCCAGCAAUGACUCAAGCCAUGACAACUCCAAUUUGUUUAAUGCCCCAUCAGUCAGCAGUCAUGAAACCAGUCAAUCGGCCAGUCGCUCUUCCUUAUCUGAUCUCUCCUUUGCGUCUGCCUUCUCACACCGUUCCUCAUUGGGGUCGUUUGGUUCGAUGGAACGGAAGGAACGGCGUCGUCGUCGGAAGCCCUCACUGCCCGUCAACUCCUUCAAUCAACAGAAGAGUCGCAACGCCCGUAUAUUUCAAUGUACCUUCUGCACAGAUACCUUCCAGACCAAGUAUGAUUGGCAACGUCAUGAGAAGUCGCUUCACUUAGCACUGGAGAAGUGGACCUGCUCGCCAAUUGGGGGAGUCGCCUAUAUCGGCGGUGCCAACCGCUGUGUAUUCUGUCUCGUCAUUGACCCAGACAUAGACCACCUAGAGUCACACAACUAUAGUGCUUGCCAAGAGAAAACAUCGGCCGAACGUUCUUUCUAUCGGAAGGAUCACCUGAAUCAGCAUCUCCGGCUCAUGCACAAUGUCAAGUUCCUCCCGUCUAUGGAUGCAUGGCGGAGUAGCAUCACUGACUUGAAAUCGCGUUGUGGAUUCUGCGGGAUUAGUCUAUCGACAUGGAAGGACCGAGUCGAUCAUCUGGCCUCCCACUUCAAGAAUGGCAGCAACAUGACGCAAUGGCGAGGGGAUUGGGGCUUCGAGCCCUUCAUCCUAGGUCUCGUUGAAAACGCCAUGCCACCUUACCUCAUUGGUCACGACCAGAAGACCCUCAAUCCGUUCAAGGCUUCUUCUGCAGCAGACAAAGGGCCUGGACUGGUCGUGGCGGAAGAUGCCAACUGCUUCAAUCGACUGAAGCGGGAGCUCACUGAUUUCAUACACAACAAAGUGGUUGCAGGCAUUUUGCCCACAGAUCAGAUGAUUCAGGAUGAAGCCCGGAUGAUCAUCUACAACACUGAUGAUCGUUGGCACCAGACCUGUGCCGACAAUCCCGUCUGGCUUAGCUUUCUGAAACGGGAUACUGGCCUCGAGGUGGUUCCCGGCUCGGAUCACAUCCAGCUCUCUGACCUGGGGAUGCAGCCACCAUACGCCGCUACCGAUGGCUUGCGAGAGCCGCCUGUCGAGACCAACUUGUUAGCACGGUCGGCCUGUCGCUCGCAGCAGCCAUUCAGCCCCAUGGCUCCUCCUUCUGGGUUCCACAGCCCGGCGCUUCCUGGAACCGGUCGAUCCUCUAUUCUAGCAAGCGCCCCUGGAAGCUCCAUCGGUAGUUAUGCGGAUAACUCUGGCUUUGUGUCCACUAGACCCCAGUCAGGUCUGUCAUCUGAUUGGGGCAGUAGUGUUUCUGCUGGAGCGACUUCGUUUUCCACGCCGUUGAGCGCUUCAGUCGAUCCUUUCGUGCAGAUGGGUUUCGAUCCAGAAUUUCUUCAACAGUUGAAUUCUCGGUAUGAUGAGAUGCCUUUGGAUGGGCUGCAGGAUUUGGGCUUUGGGGGCGAUGGUGCAACCCACAGCAACUUCAUAUCUCAUGAACCCGAGCCACAGGUGGCAGUGUCCAUGGAGCCGCCGCUAGGCUCGUCGAAGGUUGCGACUGCGCCCAUUCCUAUUCCUAGUCCGAAACAAAACGAGGUGUACAUGCAUGAUGCAGGUCCUGAUACUGAGCACAGUAUAGCACAGGAUUUUUAUUUCCCUGGAAGGAGUGUCUGAAUGGCGGGGGGUAUGACAAAAGUCUCGGAUUCUGUUUAUAGUUACUCAUAUUCUCGUCUUGUGAGCGUUGAGGUCUUUCAGCUGAGAAUUUCGCCUCGUUUUAUGAUUGCCCAAAAGCUAAAGGAGGCGAUGUAUAGUGUUCAUAUAAUAGUGUGAU
Messenger RNA from Aspergillus saccharolyticus JOP 1030-1, 2910 nucleotides. RefSeq names its product putative homeobox and C2H2 transcription factor. Bases 138 to 2753 code for a protein of 871 amino acids. Gene Ontology annotation, biological process: regulation of DNA-templated transcription. Gene Ontology annotation, molecular function: DNA binding. The transcript has a single exon. The record is from RefSeq and is a predicted model, not a curated record. Lineage: Eukaryota; Fungi; Ascomycota; Eurotiomycetes; Eurotiales; Aspergillaceae.